UGAGAGACAGAAACAGAAAAAAAAUAAAGUCCAACAAACACGAAACAGCAACAAAACCUUUGUCCUAAUCUUAGAAAAAAAAAGAACAUAAAGAUACAGAGAGAGAAAAAGGGAAUCAAAGUUGAGGUUUUUUUUUUUUCCUCUCAGACAAAAGUUAAGGUUGUUGCAGAAGAAAAGCAAGGAGAAAAAAAAACCCUAACCCUAGAAAAUGUUUUUAGUUUUUUACUCUGCUGCUCUUUGAUGGUGAUACAGUAAAGGCCAACACUUUACACUUUUUCUGUCUUUCUCUUUAGCUCAGAGGAUUCACAAGUAAGCUUAAAGUUUCAGACUUUUUGUUGUAGGUGAAAAUCAAGCUUUAGUUAACUCUCACAUUUUGUUGCUUCAUUUUGUUGGAUCUCUUCUUUAAGGUGAAGGGAAAUUAGGGUUUAUGUGAAGGUGGGGUUUGCUUGAAAAAGAGGUUUUUUUGGUUUGUUAUGGUUUUUUAAGAAUCAGGGUUUUCGUUAUUUUCGCCAAAAGAGGCUUGGUGUACUGAUUCGGAGCUUUGAAUGGUUUCAAGGUUGUUAGUGGAAAAUGAAAGUAGAGUGUUUAAUGGGUGAUUUUGAAGGUUAAUGUAAUUGCAGAAGGGAAUUGAAGGACAAACUUUUUCUGGGUUUUUUUUAGAGUUUAUACGAAUUGUUGGGUUUUGUUGGUGUGGUGAGGUUUUUGGGAGGAAGAUUUUUGGGUUAGUGGAAAAGUUAAUUUCUUGGUUUAACAUUUGAUCUUUGCGCUGGAGCGACUAGGAGUACCCGGGACAAUGUCUUCCUUAAGUAGGGAGCUGGUGUUUUUGAUCUUACAGUUCCUGGAUGAGGAAAAGUUCAAGGAAACUGUUCAUAAGUUAGAGCAAGAGUCUGGCUUUUUCUUCAAUAUGAAACAUUUUGAGGAUCAAGUCCAGGCUGGUGAAUGGGAUGAAGUUGAGCGUUAUCUAUGUGGGUUCACUAAGGUUGAGGAUAACCGCUACUCGAUGAAGAUUUUCUUUGAAAUUAGGAAGCAGAAGUAUUUGGAAGCCCUUGACAGGCAGGAUCGAGCAAAGGCUGUUGAAAUUCUUGUCAAGGAUCUGAAGGUUUUUGCAUCUUUUAAUGAAGAACUUUUCAAGGAGAUUACCCAGUUGCUCACUCUUGAUAACUUUAGGCAAAAUGAGCAGCUUUCAAAAUAUGGAGACACGAAAUCUGCUCGAAAUAUCAUGCUUGUAGAACUUAAGAAGCUCAUUGAAGCAAAUCCUUUAUUUCGUGAUAAGCUUACAUUCCCUGCCUUUAAAAGUUCACGGCUAAGGACCUUAAUAAACCAGAGUCUAAAUUGGCAGCAUCAGCUUUGCAAGAAUCCUCGUCCAAACCCUGACAUUAAAACUCUCUUUACGGAUCAUUCUUGUUCUCCCAGUACUAAUGGGGCUCGUCCUCCUCCUACUAAUAGUCCCCUUGUGGGCCCAAUUCCCAAGGCUGGGGCAUUCCCUCCUAUUGGCGCCCAUGGUCCAUUUCAGCCUGUUGUUUCCCCAUCUUCUGGUGCCAUUGCGGGGUGGAUGUCAAGUGGUAAUCCUUCUUUACCUCAUGCAGCAGCUGUGGCAGCUGGGCCUCCUGGUCUUGUCCAGCCUUCUAGUGCAGCUGCAUUCCUGAAGCACCCAAGGACGCCAUCAGGUAUGCCGGGGAUGGAUUAUCAGUCGGCUGAUUCAGAGCAGUUGAUGAAGCGUAUUCGCACUGGCCAAUCUGAUGAGGUAUCCUUUGCUGGUAUAGCACAUACUCCCAAUGUCGACUCACAAGAUGACCUUCCAAAAACUGUCGUGCGGGCCCUUAAUCAAGGAACUAAUGUCAUGAGCAUGGACUUUCAUCCUCAACAUCAAACUAUUCUCCUAGUUGGCACGAAUGUCGGUGACAUCAGCCUUUGGGAAGUAGGAUCUCGGGAAAGAUUGGCUGAUAAACCUUUCAAGGUUUGGGAUAUCUCGACUGCUUCUAUGCCAUUGCAGACAGCACUAGUGAAUGAUGCAGGGAUAUCAGUAAAUCGAUGUGUUUGGUCGCCCUCUGACGGACAUAUGCUUGGUGUUGCAUUUUCAAAGCAUAUAGUCCAGAUAUAUCUAUACAAUCCAACUGGAGAAUUAAGGCAGCAUUUGGAGAUUGAUGCCCAUGUUGGAGGUGUUAAUGACAUAGCGUUUGCUCAACCCAACAAGCAAUUAUGUAUUGUUACAUGUGGUGAUGAUAAGAUGAUUAAGGUAUGGGACACAGUAGCUGGACGUAGGCAUUAUAUGUUUGAAAGCCAUGAAGCUCCUGUGUAUUCUGUUUGCCCUCAUUAUAAAGAAAAUAUUCAGUUUAUCUUUUCCACUGCCAUUGAUGGGAAGAUAAAAGCUUGGUUAUAUGAUUGCUUGGGAUCUAGAGUGGACUAUGAUGCUCCUGGACAAUGGUGCACCACAAUGGCAUACAGUACUGAUGGAACUAGGCUUUUUUCUUGUGGAACAAGUAAAGAAGGUGAAUCCCAUUUAGUUGAGUGGAAUGAGAGUGAAGGAGCUAUCAAAAGAAGAUAUGCUGGUUUUAGGAAGCGUUCUUUAGGAGUUGUCCAAUUUGAUACAACAAGGAACAGGUUCUUAGCAGCUGGUGAUGAAUUCCAGAUUAAGUUUUGGGACAUGGAUAAUACUACCAUGUUGACGGCUGUUGAUGCAGAUGGUGGUUUGCCUGCUAGUCCCAGACUUAGAUUCAACAAGGAAGGGUCAUUAUUGGCAGUUACAACUAGCGAUAAUGGUAUCAAAAUCUUGGCCAACAGUGAUGGUUCACGCUUGAUAAGGAUGUUGGAGAGCAGGGCUGUCGAUAAAAUUCGAGGUCCUUCUGAACCUGUCAACUCUAAGCCGUUGAUUGUCAAUGCUCUAGGUCCCAUGGGGAAUGCUGCCAUUGCUCCAGCCCUUGAACGCCCAGACAGAGGCCCCCCUGUUGUAUCUAUAACCAGUCUUAGUACGAUGGAUAGCAGCAGGCUUGUUGAUGUUAAACCACGAAUUUCAGAUGAUGCAGACAAGAUUAAGGGCUGGAGAAUACCUGACAUUAUGGAUCCAUCUCACCUGAAAGCCUUGCGAUUACCUGAUGCCAUAACAGCAGGAAAGGUUGUGAGGCUGCUGUAUACCAACUCUGGUCUUGCUCUUUUGGCCCUUGCUUCAAAUGCUGUUCACAAGCUUUGGAAAUGGCAACGUAGUGACAGGAAUCCAUCCGGCAAGGCUACUGCAAAUGUUGCACCACAAUUAUGGCAGCCACCUAGUGGUACUCUUAUGACAAAUGAUAUAAAUGACACUAAACCUGCUGAAGAGUCAGCUACAUGCAUUGCAUUAUCUAAAAAUGAUUCUUAUGUUAUGUCCGCAUCGGGCGGGAAGGUGUCUUUGUUCAACAUGAUGACAUUCAAGGUGAUGACCACAUUUAUGUCCCCCCCUCCUGCAGCCACGUAUUUGGCAUUUCAUCCCCAAGAUAAUAAUAUUAUUGCUAUUGGCAUGGAAGAUUCCACUAUUCAAAUUUACAAUGUCAGAGUUGAUGAGGUGAAAACCAAACUCAAGGGCCACCAGAAUCGGAUAACAGGACUUGCCUUCUCCCAAACUUUGAAUUCUCUGGUGUCUUCAGGGGCUGAUGCACAGUUAUGUGUUUGGAGCAUCGAUGGUUGGGAGAAAAAGAAAUCAAGGUUCAUACAGGCACCAUCUGGUCGUCAAUCUCCACUAUCAGGAGAAACCAAAGUCCAGUUUCACAAUGAUCAAAUUCAUCUAUUGGUUGUCCAUGAAAGCCAAAUAGCCAUCUAUGAUAGCAAGCUUGAAUGUUUGUGCUCUUGGUCUCCAAAGGAUUCACUCAGUGCUCCCAUUUCAAGUGCUAUAUAUUCCUGUGAUGGCUCACUGAUUUAUGCUGGUUUUUGUGAUGGUGCUGUUGGAGUUUUUGAUUCAGAUAACUUGAGGCUCAGAUGUCGAAUAGCACCUUCUGCUUACAUACCUUCUUUCUCUGUCAGCAGCAACAGCGCGUAUGCUGUGGUGAUAGCUGCUCAUCCAUCUGAGCCUAACCAGAUCGCGCUUGGCAUGAGUGAUGGAGCAGUACAUGUAGUGGAACCCUCUGAUGUAGAACUGAAAUGGGGUACAGCACCCUCUCAAGAUAAUGGGCCCCUUCCUUCUAGUUCAUCAAAUCCUUCCUUAAGCGGUCAACCAACAGAGCUACCUUCUAGGUGAUAGCUGUGUAGAUAAGUAGAUGUUACCACAAAGUAUAGAGAGAGACACUAAGCUGCUCAUUUAUGAGUUGUAGUGAUAGGAAUUAUCCUCUUUUACUUUGUAAUCAAUUGCAUGUUAUUUAACAUUCAUUGUAAAUCAUUUUCCCACUAAUUUUGGCUGUUUUGCUUUAUUGCCUUGUUAUUUUACGUUUGCUCAUUGCUAGCAACCUUGCAAGACAUCUGCAGCCAAAAUUAGCACUCCCCUCCCCCUGCACUCUACCCUUUGCAAUUACACCUUCUCAUUUGAUACCUUGGUGAAUGAUGAGUUAUCUAUUUUAUUAUUGAAUGA
Theobroma cacao (cacao) is the source of this 4531-nucleotide messenger RNA. Its product is annotated as protein TOPLESS-RELATED PROTEIN 2-like. NCBI's taxonomy places the organism in Eukaryota, Viridiplantae, Streptophyta, Magnoliopsida, Malvales, Malvaceae. Gene Ontology annotation, biological process: regulation of DNA-templated transcription. Gene Ontology annotation, molecular function: protein binding. The record is from RefSeq and is a predicted model, not a curated record.